ACGCAGGCGGCCGGAAGCGGCGGGGGCAGCAUGGCGCGGCGGGGAUCCUUCUCCAGCUCCGACUCGGACUCCGGCUCGGAGGAUUCCUCUCUCUCGGACUCGGAGCUCCAGGAGGCCUUCCGCAGGGGCGAGCUGAAGCCGGGACUCAACGUGGUGCUGGAGGAGCGGCCGAAGCGGCGCAACGACACGGAGGGCCUGAAGUGCUGUCUGUCCGAAUUCCAAAAGCAGCUCGCUUGGGUGGAAAGGCUGGAUGUGACUUUGGGCCAGGUUGCGGAUCCCGUCUCACAGAGUGCUUCAGACAAAGAUGCUGUUGACCCAGAGAAUGAUUUCCAAAGAGAGAUGAGCUUCUACAGGCAGGCUCAGGCAGCAGUCCUGGAAGCCCUCCCUAAGCUACGUAAGCUCCAGGUUCCUACUCGAAGGCCAGAUGAUUACUUUGCAGAGAUGGCCAAAUCAGACCAACAGAUGCAAAAGAUUCGGAAGAAGCUUAAGAGUAAACAGGAAGCAAUGGAGAAGUCUGAGAAAGCAAAACAGCUUCGUGCAAUGAGAAAAUACGGCAAGAAGGUACAAACAGAGAUUCUGCAGAGGAGACAAAAGGAGAAGAAAAAUAUGUUGAAUGCAGUCAAGAAAUACCAGAAAGGUCUCUCUGACAAGCUGGAUUUCUUAGAUGAAGAUCAGACAUUGUCUCAGGGGAAUAAAAAAGGCAACGCAAAUCAACGGAUAAAGAAGGGACCAAAUGCCAAAAGACGGUACAAGAAUCAGAAGUUUGGUUUUGGAGGGAAGAAGAAGGGCUCAAAGUGGAACACAAAGGAAAGUUUUAAUGAUGUAUCCAGCUUCCAGUCGAAAGUGGCUCACAACAAAGGACCAAGGAAAGCAGGAAAAGGAGGGAAAAAAGCCCUCAAUAAGAGACCUGGAAAGAGAGCAAGGCAGAAAAUGAAGAGCCGAGCACGCUAAGAGGAUGCUCCCCAGCAGGGUUCCUGUGUCUCUUUGUUGCAAGAUACAUUUUUGCUGUCAUCAAGCAGCUAACCAUGGAGCAAGCUGAAUGCUGUCAAGGGACAAGAAAAAAUUUGGUGUAAACUAGUGCCUUAUCACUAAAUUCUUCUUGCUGUUUUGUUGAAGGAUUGUUUUCUACUGAAACUUUUGGUGUGUGAAUGCAUUAAAUGCCUUGCACAGAACUAUCUCUAGUUCAUGAUUAGGCUGAAGCCUGCCCUUUGUUCCCUUCAUUCUGACAGCUUUUUCCACAGCUACUGUUGAGAUAUACUUGGUGAACUUGAGCUCUGGGUCAUGUUGCCAGUGUCAGAAUACAAGAUCUGAAGCAUUUCAAGAAGUUAGUGUUUUUUAGACUAUUCAUAUAGAUGGGUUUGGAAACAUCAGUGAGACAAAUGCAGCCAUCUUGUAAGUAGGUUUAUUUCUGCCACUGUUGUCAGGCUGCAAAUCUGGACAGGCUGAUGUUUUCUCUUCUCUUUUCUUGCUAUCUUCUCUUGCCAGAAAACUACCAGACUCGCCUAACAGCAGGCAAGGCCUAACUCAUUAGAUCUUAUUAACUGCUUCUGUUUAAGUUGUGUGGCUUGGUGACUCUGUUGCUGUGGGUUCUCAUGCUGCUCCUCCCCAUGGCAGCCAUUUAUUUAGUGAUAUCAGUUUUCCGGCGGGGGAAGUGGAGUCUGCGGUCAGUGCGGUCCACAUGAAUCUGGAAAAGAAAACUGAUUGAUAGCUUAGAAUUUCAGUAGUAAUCCCCCCCUGAGAACAGUGCAGGGUGUUCUUGUAGCCGAGAAAUGCUGAAAUGACAAUUGAGGAGGGUUCCACUUAUUUGAGAAUAUGUUGUUCACUGCUUUGGUACUGCAGAACCUGGUGAAAAAGGAAAGGGCAUCACGAGUCCUGACUCUGUAAAUGUAACUUCCUUACCCACAAAUUUAGUUGCCUCUUUCUUGCCAGCCUAAUCCUACCAGCAGUAUCUAACAGCAUUAAGCCCUGCUGGGCUCUAGCCUUGUUAUGAGUAACUGAAGUGUAAGGUGAAAUGUUGCUAAAGACUAUCUUGUUUUCUUAUUUUAAGUUUUCUUUGGCCAAAAUUAAUCAAGCCCUUGUUUGUCUCUCUAAAAACACUGAUCUACAGAGUCAGUCCUUGUCGCUGCUAUUUGUUUUUCAGAUAUGGGUGAUGUCUGAGCUUGUUAAAGAGAUCUCUUUUCCUCCUGUUUAUUCAAGCUUCCCUUAAUGAAUCCUCAUUUCUGUAUUCUGC
This is a messenger RNA of Calypte anna (Anna's hummingbird), 2230 nucleotides long. RefSeq names its product EBNA1 binding protein 2 (gene EBNA1BP2). Lineage: Eukaryota; Metazoa; Chordata; Aves; Apodiformes; Trochilidae. The record is from RefSeq and is a predicted model, not a curated record. Gene Ontology annotation, biological process: ribosomal large subunit biogenesis; rRNA processing. The transcript has 9 exons. Bases 31 to 951 code for a protein of 306 amino acids. Gene Ontology annotation, cellular component: nucleolus; preribosome, large subunit precursor; nuclear periphery.